AUGGGUGAUGGGUCCAGGUUAAGUUGGACGUGGGGUAAAUUCAAUUCACCAAGGGCCCUGAAUGAAGGUGCAUUCAAUCAGGAGGAUUAUGAACAAUCACUUCCUGACGAUUACGAUAGUUUCGAAGAAAACGAGGUCAAUUUUGAGGAGAGAAUCGAAGCAGCUGAGUACGACCACGGCAGAGGAAUCAUUGUUGGAAAGACAUAUAAAUCACCAAAGUACAUCUGCAGCCUCGAGACGACUGUAGAAGACGCGGAAGAAGUAAAAGAGGAUUCAGGAAGACACUUGACCCCUCCAAGGUUGAGAAACUUCGUGCCACAACACAAUCUUGUUCAUUUCCGCACGCCUUCAAACGAAAGCUUAAGCCUUCGCACUCGCUUUAUCAAAUCGCUCAACAUGAGUCCCACAGUACCCCGCCCUGGCGCUGCGAAAUUAGGUCCUCGUUCUGGUCUUGAUGAAUGGCUAUCAGAGGCAAAGCAAUGUCAUUACUUACCAGAGUGGGCAAUGAAACAACUUUGCGAAAUGGUAAAGGAGUGCUUAAUGGAAGAGUCAAAUAUACAACCUGUCGCAACUCCUGUCACAAUUUGUGGUGAUAUACAUGGACAAUUCUACGAUUUGCUCGAGCUUUUUCGUAUCGCCGGUGGCAUGCCAGGAGAGACGAAUGUCCAAGCCCCCACCACUGUUAUCAACACAGAUGCGAUCGAACCGCCCACAGAAAUCACAGAUCCAAAAUUGAAGAAAAAGAUACGAAGCAGUGGUGACAGUGGCAUGGAUAGUGCAAGUGGAGAUGAUGAUGAUGACGAUGAACGUCGAGGCCGUCCACGUACUGCAGGUGGAUCAAAUCGAAGUGCAAGUUCUGGGGGUGAUUCCGGGAUCAAUAUCAACAACAACCAAGUCUCUGGAAGUGGGAACCAAAAUUUUAUCUUCCUCGGAGAUUUCGUCGAUAGGGGAUACUUCAGUUUAGAAACCUUCACUUUAUUGAUGUGCUUGAAGGCUACAUACCCUGAUAAGAUUACUCUCGUACGCGGAAAUCACGAAUCUCGUCAAAUCACACAAGUAUAUGGGUUCUACGAAGAAUGUCAACAGAAAUACGGCAAUGCUUCAGUCUGGAAAUCCUGCUGCCAAGUUUUUGACUUUCUUGUCCUUGCAGCCGUCGUUGAUGGAGAGGUUCUUUGCGUUCACGGUGGUUUAAGUCCAGAAAUUCGAACCGUUGAUCAAAUCAGAGUUGUUGCACGUGCUCAAGAAAUUCCCCAUGAGGGUGCUUUCUGUGAUUUGGUUUGGAGUGAUCCUGAGGAAGUUGAUACUUGGGCGGUUUCUCCUCGUGGUGCUGGAUGGCUUUUCGGAGAUAAGGUUGCCAAUGAGUUCAAUCAUGUUAAUGGUCUGAAACUCAUUGCUCGUGCCCAUCAACUUGUUAAUGAGGGAUAUAAGUACCAUUUUGCUCAGAAGUCCGUUGUUACCGUAUGGUCAGCUCCUAACUACUGUUACCGAUGUGGCAACGUAGCUUCAAUUAUGAAUGUCGGCGAGGACCUUAAACCCAAAUUCAGCAUCUUCAGCGCCGUGCCAGAAGAUCAACGUGCUGUUCCAGCUGGUCGGAGAGGUGCCGGUGAUUACUUCCUUUAA
Messenger RNA from Sclerotinia borealis F-4128, 1620 nucleotides. Lineage: Eukaryota; Fungi; Ascomycota; Leotiomycetes; Helotiales; Sclerotiniaceae. The record is from the annotation of a GenBank genome assembly.